GUCGCAUCUGCUACAGCUAGCUGUGCUGGCUGAUAGCAGACUUCGUGCAUUAGCUUUAUAGCCCCGUUUUAAUUAAACAACGUGGCUGGAGACCAAAGCUCUGAAGAACCAGGUCAGAAAAAGAGGGAAAGAAACAUUAGCAUGCUAGGGCUAGCUUCACAUUAGCAUUUCCUCCUGUAUGGUGUGUGGGCGGUGAGAGCUCAGAGCUCCGUGAAAAACGGUUUCCUCUUCCUCCUGUUGGAUCCCAGUGUCAGGAUAGGGAAGCAAAGCAAAGCAGCAGCUGCUGGUGGUGCAGCCGGCUCGGGUGACAAAAUGUCCGAAAGUCCGGAGAAGGACGCCUCGGUGUCGGCUCAGGAGUUGAAGGAGCAGGGAAACCGUCUGUUCCUGAGCCGCAAAUACCUGGAGGCUGCAGCCUGCUACACCAAAGCCAUAAGCCACAGUCCCUCCAUCCCGGCGUACUACACCAACAGAGCGCUGUGCUACGUGAAGCUGCAGCAGUACGACAAAGCUCUGGCAGACUGCAGGCAGGCUCUGGAGCUCGACAGCCAGUCGGUCAAAGCGCAUUUCUUCAUGGGACAGUGUCACCUGGAGAUGGAAAACUACGACGAGGCCAUCGGCAACCUGCAGAAAGCUUAUAAUCUGGCAAAAGAGCAGCGGCUGAACUUUGGCGACGACAUCCCCAGCGCGCUGCGCAUCGCUAAGAAGAAGCGCUGGAACAGUAUGGAGGAGAGGAGGAUCAACCAGGAGAGCGAGCUGCAGGCCUAUCUCACCAAACUCAUCCACGCCGAGAAAAAGAGAGAACUGGAACGCUGCAGACAGAAGCAAGAGGAAAAAUCCGACGACAGCAGAGUCCGUCAGCGUCUCAACGAGAUCCACACCAAACACGACAAAUACCUGUCGGACCUGGAGGAGCUGUUCUGUCAGGUCGAUGAAAAGAGGAAGAAGCGUGAGAUCCCAGACUUCCUGUGUGGAAAGAUCAGCUUUGAGUUGAUGAGAGAGCCGUGCAUCACUCCCAGCGGAAUCACCUACGACCGCAAAGACAUCGAGGAGCACCUGCAGAGAGUCGGACAUUUUGAUCCAGUGACGCGCACGCCGCUGACCCAAGAUCAGCUCAUCCCAAACCUGGCCAUGAAGGAAGUCAUCGAUGCUUUUAUUUUGGAGAACGGAUGGGUGGAGGACUACUGACCCAGUUUGUUCAAUUCAGCUUUAUUUUAAACAUCCCAGUCACAGCAGCCGUCACUCUGGGAGUUUUUAUCAUGAAAGGUAAAGACAGCUGCUGCGUGAGGUCAACGGGCCAAUCAUCUCCUCUUUAUUUCCUGUCCUGUUCCAGUGCUGGAUGUUCGUAUUAAACAUGACGUUCGGUGUGUGCGCUAAUCCCCGUGAGCCAAAAAGUUUAAACUGCAGAUGUUUUUUUUCCUGCACCGCUGAGCUAAGUGGGCUAAAGUCCACUCUCGAGUCCAGUUAAUGAGCAGAGUGGGUCCACUUUAGUGUCCACAGAAACAAAACCCACCACUUCCGCUUUAAUCUGAUUAAAUACAGCCUGAAAACGACGCCCUGCACUGAUGGCGUAGCAGUCUGAGAACCACAUGACCACAAUCACGCUGCUGCACAACAAUCAGAGGCCCAGGCUGCGACGCGAGGUGAGAAAAGAGAUCAACAGGUGUGAAAUCAUCACUCGCCAGCCAAUCAGAUCUCUGGAAAAAGGACGUAGGAGAGAGCGCUGAGCCGACACCGUUCUUUAUGACUGUACGCUGCUGAAGGUAUAAACAUCGCAGGUUAAACUCUGGUUUUACUGGUUCGCACUCACGUCGCAGCUCCGAACGCUUCGGCUGUAGAUCUUUAAUGUUUGAGGAGAUAAAACUGGAAAGUCCUGAAAGGUGGUGUUUGUCAGGCCAGCGCUGCAUUCACUGACACCUGAGCAAACAUGAGACAUCGCACCAUGCUCGGUAUUCUGUACGCCGGCCCGUUUUCACUCGUUUCAUCCUCGAUGUUUUUGCUAUUUUAUCGUUUCUGCUUCAGAUCAAUCAAGUUAAACCUGCGCGGUUGUUUAGUGGGAGCAGAUUUCACAGGGAACGGUUUUCAGAUCCAGGUGAUGCGACGUCUGUACGGGAAAACUGAUCAACCUGCCGAUGUUCAGUAGAAAUAAAUGUGAAUAAAUCUUUCGUGUUUUUGUA
Messenger RNA from Pundamilia nyererei, 2174 nucleotides. RefSeq names its product E3 ubiquitin-protein ligase CHIP-like. Gene Ontology annotation, biological process: positive regulation of proteolysis; cellular response to misfolded protein; protein polyubiquitination. The record is from RefSeq and is a predicted model, not a curated record. NCBI's taxonomy places the organism in Eukaryota, Metazoa, Chordata, Actinopteri, Cichliformes, Cichlidae. Gene Ontology annotation, molecular function: ubiquitin protein ligase activity; protein-folding chaperone binding. Bases 313 to 1185 code for a protein of 290 amino acids. Gene Ontology annotation, cellular component: Z disc; cytoplasm. The transcript has 8 exons.